CAAACCAUGCGGCUAUUUGUUGCCUUUCUCUGGCUUGCUAUCUUUUUUGCCGAUGUUUGUAGAGCUGGAAUGACAUGGGCUGAAAAUGUCGAACAAGGUAGCUCCGAUUCCGAAUUCUGGGCGACAUCUGAAACUUCUGUGUCUGAAAACUUGGAUACGGAUGUGGCCUUAAUGACAACGUCCCCAACCAGGACGCAUGAAGCGACAAAACGCCUCCAAUAUAUCAAAGACUUGCUCCUCAAAAAACUUGGUAUGAAACAGCCUCCGGCAUUGAACGUACCAAUGUCGAUUCCAUCUAAUCUGCAAGACGUACUGCUAUCCGAAACUCAAAACGAUCAUCCAGCAGAGAAGCUAGAUGAACCAGGGCACUUUUUCGCUGAAACGAAAAAAGUGAUCAGCAUUGCAAGAACACGACCCAACACAUCCGACUGUUGUUUCUUCAAAUUUACACCGGAAGUUCGCCAGAAUAAAAUUGCGAGCGCGUAUCUGUGGGUGUAUGUACAACCCAGUAAAACCAUCCAAGAUACUGCAGCAUUGCUGAGAAUUUAUGGGUGGAGGCAGCAGACAGAAAACUCAGCGAUGCCGAAAUAUCUUCUUAACGAAACCAAAAUAGACACGCGCCGCCGUUCUGGAUGGAUCUAUUUUAACAUCAAAAAUACUGUUCAGCACUGGCUCGGGGAACCAUCCACUAACCGGGGAAUAGAAAUUGUGAGUCCAAAUACCAUGGAUUUGGUAGUAACAGGACCAAUUGAAACUGGCAAUAACCAGUUACCCUAUCUGGAAAUACAGACUUCACAACGUGGACACAUUAGAAGUAAACGUUCUGCAGUUCAAGACUGUCCAAAGAACGGAGAAGUUGAACAAUGUUGUCGUCAUCCAUUAGAAGUGAACUUCAAAAAUGAUGGCAUGGAGUAUGUCGCUGCACCCAAGACGUAUGACGCCUACUAUUGUACCGGCGAAUGUAACAUUCGUUCGAAUGCCUACUCAUUACUGUUAUCGCUACGCGGUAUUGAACAAUGCUGCAAUCCUUUGCAAAGGGAGGCCAUAACAAUAAUCUACUACACAGACAGCUACACACUCAAGAAAGCUAGGAUUAACGACAUGGUUGUAAACAAAUGCGAAUGUUCUUAAAGCGGGGGAGUCGCCCCCUCGCAUGUGCGGAAAACGGCCAUAGCGUGUCGUUGUUUACAAACCAGCGUCUACCCACGAGCCUUUGCGUUAUUAGCGUGCGUUGUUAUCGUCACCUGGGACUCGAUUCCCGCGCGUGCGCAGGUGAUGACCCUUCCGCUUUAAAUUAGGGCUGAAUAACGACCAGGAGAUACUAUUAUAGGAGAUUUAAGUAGUUCAUGUUGUUUUUAAAGAGAAUAUCCCACCGAAUAUGUAUUAUUAAGUUGUCUUACUUUUUCUUAAGUUAAUCUAGCAUUGAUACGGCACAUAAACUACCACGUUAUCUAUAUCUAAGCUUUCAGAUGAUAUAUAGGCUGUAAUAUAGCAUGCUUAUUAACUUUGAGAGAAUGUCUGUAUCAAACCUGGAAAUACGCGAGCUGCAUCAUAACUUUAGGAUUUACUUUAUACAUACUCGAGGUGGUUUAAAUUUUCUACUUUUCGUGAAUAUUUGUUUAUGACUGAUAUUAUCUAUAUUAUCUAUAUAUCUAUUAUCUAUAUAUCUAUUAUCUAUAUCUAUAUCUAUAUCUAUAUACUAAAUUUGAUGUCAUCGUAAUUUGCAUAUUCUGAAUCAACCCAUCUGAUCAGCUCAUAUGUCGCACUUGUUUUAAUGUCAAGUGUUCCCGAUAAUAUAUAUAUUUCAACCUAGAUUUAUUGUGAUUAAACGCCGGCGUUUCCUAAUACCAGUAAGCUGAAUCAGUUGCUUGAUAAUAUACGAAACUAUAAAAUGAUAAAUGAGAUGGUAUAUGCCUUGGAUGGUGUGUUGGUGUGUAUCGUAAAGCAUAACUAUGAGUCGCUGUUUACAGCUGACAUCAAACCCCACUUUGCAUUCUGGGAAAUACACAGAAGCACUCAUAUAUAAAUUGUACUAAAUUACUUUCAAGGCAUUUGAUUGAAUACUGGUUUAGAAAACUGCACAAUAUACUCGUAUUACGAGUCAAAGAUAGAUUAUAUGUGGCAAUCUGAUGAGCUAAGUUUGUACAUCGUCGACAUGGACUUUCUGCUACUACCCUGCCAUAAUUAGUGUAUUACUAAGGUGACGUUUAUGCGUCGCUUCCAGCCAGCCAACAUGAAAUUCCCAAAACUACAUUAUCUACUACAACCAUGUAUAGCAAUUCGUCGAGGCCCGCAUCUUGCCGAGCUAGAAAUGAACAGUAAUGCAAUGAACAGUAAAAUACUGUCACACCACCUCGAGGGCCAUUUUAAAAAUACACUUAAUAUUUACGCAAUAAUAAUAAUGCAUUCCAAAAUAUGAAUAUGAAUAUUCUUGGUGAAAUUAACAUAUUUGAUAAUGACGUGUUCUAAAUCAACUUGUCGUUUUCUGUCACUGAUAUGUA
Messenger RNA from Saccoglossus kowalevskii, 2501 nucleotides. Its product is annotated as growth/differentiation factor 8-like. Gene Ontology annotation, molecular function: growth factor activity; cytokine activity. Lineage: Eukaryota; Metazoa; Hemichordata; Enteropneusta; Harrimaniidae. Gene Ontology annotation, cellular component: extracellular region. The record is from RefSeq and is a predicted model, not a curated record.